AUGCAUGGGGCUGACUAUGCAGCUGAAGCGGCUGAACGGGUCAAAGUCAUCCAAGCAGAGGCCGAGGAGCUGUUGUCAGAGAUCAAUCGCGAGACAGAGAUUAAAAGGCAGCAGAUUGAGGACGAACAGUUGGAGCUCCAGUCGGGUCAUGCAGCCAAGAUACAAGAGCUCCAACUUGAGAUACGUGCUGUUAGAGAUGAUGCUGACGAACGAAUCCACAAGAUUGAACAAGAGAUGUUGGUGCACCAGAGUUCCAUCGAAGAUGAAGUUCUGCAAAAAUCGGCCGAGCGCUCUGAAGCCUUGAAAGCAAUUCGAGAAGAAGCACAUGAGAUGUCAUCGCUCGCAGAUGAGGAAUACCAGAAAUCUCUCGAUCAGGAAGUGGAGGCUCAUGAACGAGCUCGGAAGGAAAUGAUGGACCUCGAGGAUGAGAGGUCAAGGAAGGUCGAAGAGAUCGAGCAAAGCUGUCAGCUAUGGAUCACAGCCUUCAACCAGAGGCUUGAGCAGACGCAAGCAGAUUUGGCUUCUCGCGUCGAGCACUUGGUUGGUGAAGCAAGAGCUGCGCAAGAGGCACUCAAAGAGCGCUUUGAGGCAGCAAGCAGCUUGGACUCGGCACGGCUGAAACGGAAGGAGCUGGAAGACAUCGCCAGGGAGAAGAGAAACUUGGCUGAUGUUAGGUGUAUGGUUCUGAGCUUUCAAAGCUUACAGGCUUACAGGCAAGCACGAGACCCGAUGUUGGUGCAAAGCCUGAAGGAAUUGGCUGUGAAGAUUCGACAAGGGCAGAUGAAGCAGCCACCACCUAGGAUCCAAGAGAUGACAUGA
Molecule: messenger RNA, 819 nt
Organism: Durusdinium trenchii
Lineage: Eukaryota; Dinophyceae; Suessiales; Symbiodiniaceae
Source: the annotation of a GenBank genome assembly